Messenger RNA from Fusarium coffeatum, 1689 nucleotides. RefSeq lists its product as uncharacterized. The coding region runs from base 1 to 1689 and encodes 562 amino acids. Gene Ontology annotation, molecular function: RNA binding. The transcript is spliced from 4 exons. NCBI's taxonomy places the organism in Eukaryota, Fungi, Ascomycota, Sordariomycetes, Hypocreales, Nectriaceae. The record is from RefSeq and is a predicted model, not a curated record.
AUGGCCAAAGGUUCAAAAGGCUUGACAGCCUCUUCCAAGGCGGUGGACCCCACUCUCGAUGCUCUUUUUGCGUCCAGUGCUGGCCCUGUGCAGGCUCCUGCUAAGUCAAGAUAUUCGACCUUGCUGGAACAAAAGGCUCGGGAACCUGCCAAGCCUAAGGUCCAGCUGGAGGAUGCCGAAGAAAACGACGACGAGGUUCUUUCCGAGAUCAGCGAGGAACUGAGCUUCGAAGAGGAUGGCCCUUCUGAUGAGGAGGACGAGGAUGAGGAAGAAGAGGGCGAAGAUGAAGAGGAACAGGAACAGGACGAUGAAGAAGAUAUCGAGAGCAAAGACGAGACCAUGAAGGAUGCGCCUGUCGAGCUCGACGACAUUAUUGAUGCGACAGAGGACAGGUCAAACAAGGAACGAAAACGAAAACGCAAGAACGACAACGACGAUCUGGAGGGCAAAUAUCUUAACAAACUUGCUGCAGAAGAAGAGGCCGAACGCGCCGGCAAGCGACAGAAGAACGACGCUUUGAACAAGAAGAUUGAAAAGCCUGCCGAAGAUGGCGAAGAUGGCAACGAGAGCGACAUUCCCGUCCAUGAGACUCUUGCCAAGGACAGUAAAGAAUCGGACCUGGAGAAGGCAGCCCGAACAGUGUUCCUUGCCAAUGUGUCCACAGAGGCAAUCAACUCAAAGUCCGCCAAGAAGACACUGAUGGCUCAUCUAUCAUCCGUCUUGGAGAAGGAUGCCACUCCCCCGCAAACCAUUGAGUCACUGCGUUUCCGUUCCGUUGCGUUUGCGGGUGGCUCUCUGCCCAAGCGCGCAGCUUACAUCACAAAGAGCCUGAUGGAUUCCACAACCAAGUCGGCCAACGCAUACGUCGUGUACUCAACACCUGCGGCUGCCCGUACGGCUGCUGCCAAGCUCAACGGUACCCAGGUCCUCGAACGCCACCUUCGAGUAGACAGUGUUGCUCAUCCCAGUCCUACUGAUCAUCGCCGAUGUGUGUUUGUCGGUAACCUGGGCUUCGUCGAUGAUGAGACUGUUCUGAACACCAACGCUGAGGGAGAAACUACGGAGAAGAAGAAGAACAAGAUCCCCUCUGAUAUUGAGGAGGGCCUUUGGCGAACUUUCAGCACCCAGGGCAAGGUUGAGAAUGUCCGAGUUGUUCGAGAUCCCAAAACUCGUGUAGGCAAGGGUUUUGCCUAUGUCCAGUUUUAUGACGCCAACGAUGUUGAGGCUGCUCUGCUUCUCAAUGAAAAGAAGUUUCCUCCCAUGUUGCCGCGCAAGUUGCGAGUGACUCGAGCCAAGGAUCCUCGCAAGACAGCUCUUGCCCAAGAGCGAGCCAAGGGCAAGCACAUGGCACAAAAUGGUGCCACCAAGAGCACAAAAUACAAGCACAAGGCCACGCCUGAGGAGCAGUCCAUGGCUGGCCGUACAGGCAAGCUUCUCGGCCGCUCGGCCGCCGUACAACAACGCCACAAGAAGCGUCCUUCAACACAUGGUGGUGCCCAGGAAGCUGAACCCCCGGCUACAGGAAUCAAGGGCCCGGAGCAUUUCGUUUUCGAGGGUCGCCGUGCUUCAGCAAAGGACGGUACACCCAAGGAUCUCAAACUCGGUAAGAAGGGUAAGGGUAAGGGCAGAUCGGGCAGGCCUCAAAACCAUGGCUCCAAGAGGGCGGCUGAGUGGAAGAAAAGAAGUUGA